CUCUGCAGUCACUUCCAGCGGCGGCUGGCUGGCAAUGCUGCACGGGCAUCGGGCUCAGUUGGUGUUCCGGUUUCGGGUUGUGUUGUCAGUUGCCUUCUGCCUCCAUGCACAGCAGCUGAGGGAUUGAGCGGUUGAACGGUUGAGCGGUUGAGAGUGUGUCCAUCAGAGUCGGGAGUCGCGGCGCGUUGCCCGUGGUCGCAUUCGCAUAAGCAUUCGCAUCCCGUAUCCGUAUCCGUCUCCGUAUCCGUGUGUCCUCCAUCGACAUGCAUCGCACAAAUAAUGGAUGUCAGAACUAAAACCAAACUAAAAACAUAAAUUAACAAGCUAUAUAUAUUCGAUAUUUUAUACUAAGCAAUAUUUCAUUUGAUUGAGUGAGAACCACACGAAAAUAAAAGAUAUACAAGUUCAGUAAAUUAAAUUUCGAAAAUAAAAAAACCAAGAAAUGUGAAAAUACUCGAAACAUAACCCGAAAACUUGACACAUUUUUUAUCAACAACGUUGGAGAGUCGGAAAAGGGAAAUUUACAAAACCCAUAAUAUUAAUACAAAAAAAAAACUGAAGAAAAAACAAUUUAAACCUCUAAUACAACCCAAAUAAGUAAACCAAUUUGGGGUUCAAAAACGCACAAGAUUGAUUAAUUAAAAUUACAUUUAACAAUAAAUUAACAAGUAAGUCGAACCAAACCAAGCUCGAUUGGCUGAAGAAAACACUUAAGAUCCAUUUAAAAAUUAGAACGAAUAAUAAUGAAGUAAGAAAACUAAUCAAUUCAGAACAAAACUCGUAAAACACAUGAGCAUAUUCCAAUAUUCGUAUCCAUUCGCAAUAAAACAUUACUAAGACGUAAGCUAGUUGCAUUGACUUCAUUAGUUAUACAAGAUGGUGGUUUGAUAGACGAUUUGAAAUAAAUUUUAAAAUACAACGCCCGAAACCGAUCAAGUUUAAUCAGCAAGCAUAACUGGAAUCUUUAUAGUAACAAAUAAUAUUCAUCUAGAUCAACUAAAUAUUUACAUAAUAAUUCGGAAAUAUUUUGAUGGGAAAAGUAACUGAAGAGACGAAACACUUGUACACACAAUAAGGAGGAAGUCGCUCAAGUCAAUAGAAAUCGAAUGCUAACAAGCACUGCCAUAUACCACAACUGAAUGCGAGGAUUAAAAUAGUAGUCGAACUCUCAAUGUUUGUAUUGAGACCGAACAUAGAAUAAAGAAGCCAUUUUAGGAGAGGAAAACCACUUUUGAAGACCACUGACCAGGAAAUGAAAGCGAAAAGGGUAACCGGAACAGCAACAGAAUCUUAGGAACCUGUACUCUUAAUAGAAGAACCAUACAAUUAUCUAAAAUAGUGAUUUGUAAAGCUUAACGUCUCUCCCAGGGAGAAGGAACAUUUUCGGAGACGAGCGGAGAAAGCAGAGCUGGGGAAAACUUUUAUAGAAGAAAGCACAUAAAAAGAAUGGAAAGAAGCUCUUCGGGUUGUAAAGAAAACAAGAAGACAAAGGAACAAAAUGCAUAAUAAUGUUGCAAACAAUAAAAAAUAAACUUGCCAUAUGAAUAUAAAGGAAUCACGUUGAAAGACGGUGAAAAUUUCAUAAGAUUAGAGAGUAUUAAGGCGGACACAACAAAGGGACUUAAACCCUAUCCCGAAAAAGACAAUGUAAGCUGCAGCAGCUGGAUAAGGCCAAAAAAAUCCGAAAAUUAAAUUAUUGUAGUCUAGUUGGGAGUGAGCGAAGGCAGACAACAUAUCCGCUGGCAACAACAAACACCGAAAGAGACUAUGAAAAAUGCACAACUGAAACUGACUGAAGUUGACGAUGACGAGCUGUGGCUGGCAGUUAGAUUACCAAGCAGCAACAGCACCAGCAACACCAACACCAAAAGCAGAAGCAGCAGCAGCAGCAGCAAUGAUAACAACGGCAACCAGAAUAACCAACAGAAGCAGCCAACACAACUGCAACCAAGGAGCUUAAGUACAAAACACCACAGCAACAUUGCCCAAAAUCAGAAGACAAAGCACUAUGUAGCCACAGGCUCCAACCAAGUCAGCAGAAAUGAGCAGCAUCCACGGCUAGAAAGCAACAUGUUGUCGCCAGAGACGGACAGGGCUGCAACAACCCAACAACCAACAAACAUAAGACUGGGCGCACGCAAGCGACAAAGAUUGCGUCGGCGACGAAAAAGAAAACCAGCAGUUACAGCAGCAACAUCAAGUGAGGCCAGUGCAACAUCAGUAGCAGCAUCAACCACUAGCAAUAGCAGCAGCAAUCUGUGCCCGACAGCCACCUACAUGCAAUGUCGCACCAGCGACAACAAAGUCAGCAAUCCGAGAUCAAAACAGGACUUGUCCUCGGCCACUCUCUCGUGUCUGUGGCUGCUGCAGUUUCAAGUGCAGCAUCGAGUGGCAUUCCUGAUUAGAGGGAUCGUGAUCAGCACCACCGCCUUCAUUUCCUAUCUAGGCAGCACGGCAUCUCAUCUGCAGAGGAAUCGCAGGAGCAACAUUUGCAGCACCCACAAUAGUCAUCACAGCAACAGCAACAGCAGCAGCAACAGCAACAGCAGUAGCACGCAAAUAAUUAACGGACUUAAUAAACACUCAUGGAUAUUUUUAUUGAUAUAUUUGAAUUUAUCUGCUAAAGUUUGCCUAGCAGGAUAUCAUGAAAAGAGACUGUUACAUGAUCUUUUGGAUCCUUAUAAUACACUAGAACGUCCUGUUCUUAAUGAAUCGGACCCGUUACAAUUAAGCUUUGGUUUAACUUUAAUGCAAAUUAUCGAUGUGGACGAGAAAAAUCAAUUGCUGGUCACGAAUGUGUGGCUGAAACUGGAGUGGAACGACAUGAAUCUGCGCUGGAACACCUCGGACUAUGGCGGCGUUAAGGAUCUGCGCAUCCCGCCGCACCGCAUCUGGAAGCCGGACGUGCUGAUGUACAACAGUGCGGAUGAGGGAUUCGACGGGACAUACCAGACCAACGUGGUUGUGCGGAACAACGGGUCCUGCCUGUACGUGCCGCCCGGUAUCUUCAAAUCGACCUGCAAGAUCGACAUCACGUGGUUCCCCUUCGACGACCAGCGGUGCGAGAUGAAGUUCGGCAGCUGGACCUACGACGGAUUCCAGCUGGAUUUACAAUUACAAGAUGAAACUGGCGGUGAUAUCAGCAGUUACGUGCUCAACGGCGAGUGGGAACUACUGGGUGUGCCUGGCAAACGUAACGAAAUCUAUUACAACUGCUGCCCGGAACCCUAUAUAGAUAUCACUUUUGCCAUCAUCAUUCGCCGACGGACGCUGUACUAUUUCUUCAACCUGAUCAUACCUUGUGUGCUGAUUGCCUCGAUGGCCCUGCUGGGAUUCACCCUGCCACCGGAUUCGGGUGAAAAAUUAUCGCUGGGUGUUACCAUCUUGCUCUCCUUGACCGUGUUUCUAAAUAUGGUUGCCGAGACAAUGCCGGCCACUUCCGACGCAGUGCCAUUACUGGGUACAUAUUUCAAUUGCAUAAUGUUUAUGGUAGCUUCAUCCGUUGUGUCAACGAUUUUAAUAUUAAAUUAUCAUCAUCGAAAUGCUGAUACGCACGAAAUGUCCGAAUGGAUACGCAUCGUAUUUCUAUGCUGGCUGCCAUGGAUACUACGAAUGAGCCGGCCGGGAAGGCCACUGAUCCUGGAGUUCCCGACCACGCCCUGCUCGGACACGUCCUCCGAACGCAAGCAUCAGAUACUCUCCGAUGUUGAGCUGAAAGAGCGCUCAUCCAAGUCCCUGCUGGCCAAUGUUCUGGACAUCGAUGAUGAUUUCCGUCACAAUUGUCGCCCCAUGACGCCCGGCGGAACACUGCCCCACAACCCAGCUUUCUAUCGCACGGUUUAUGGACAAGGCGACGAUGGCAGCAUUGGACCUAUUGGCAGCACCCGAAUGCCAGAUGCGGUCACCCAUCACACGUGCAUCAAAUCAUCAACAGAAUAUGAACUAGGCUUAAUCCUGAAGGAAAUUCGCUUUAUAACUGAUCAGCUACGUAAAGAUGACGAGUGCAAUGACAUUGCCAAUGAUUGGAAAUUUGCAGCUAUGGUCGUUGACAGACUGUGCCUUAUCAUAUUCACAAUGUUCACAAUAUUAGCCACAAUAGCUGUACUACUAUCAGCACCACAUAUUAUUGUCUCGUAGCCAUAUGGGCGAGGUGGUUAUUGUUAUUGGUUUUAUUAUAAAAUCAAUUUGUUAAUUAUUAAAUUAAUAACGAAACUGUUUAAGUAAAUGAAAACAAGCAAAAAAAAAACAAAAAACUUUACAAAACCCUCACAAAAAAAUAGUAAAACUCAUAAUAUAAAAACUUUUUGACUAAAUAAUACAACUAAAAAAACAAAAACAAAAAAAAAACCCAAAAAACUAAACAAAAAAAUUAAAAGAAGUUUAAAAUUUGUCUCUAAAAACACAAUAAUUUAAAUAUAUAACUCUCCUUAAAAUGUCUUUCAUAAAAAUCAAACAUACACUGAAAGAGACUUAAACAUCAUAUACUAAAUCAUUCAAGCUAACUUAUUCCAAUUUUCCUAAAUCUAAAACAAAAAAUUUAACAAAAAUUAAACAAAAAACCCCUAAGCUUUCCCCACAAAAUCCCCCAAAACAAAACUCACUCACUUCCCCCCAAUCCUACUUAGCUAUGUUUCUUCCACUAAAUAUAUAUAUACGAAUAUAUAUGUUUGACAAACAUGCAAAACGGGUAUAUUUUCUUUUUAAAAUUUUAUAUUUUAUAGGAUAAGUGAGAGAAGUUUUCAUAAAAUAGACAGACGGAUUUUCGAAAUUUUUUUUUCGACAUACUUCUAAGCGAAUUGCAGUAUUUUAAUGGCAACACAAAACCUGUCCCCUGAUCUUUAGUUUGUGAGCUUUAUAGAGAAAUAAUGUAGUUGAAAACUUUCCAAUAUUUAUAUGACAUGAAAUGACAUCCCAACGUUUUUGGAUCUGCAAGCAAAUAGUUGAUUUUUGAACCCUCUUGAGAGUUGAAGUGAGUCCAGGGAUUUGUUCCAAACCGUUUUUGCUACGAUUAGUACCUAGAACAAUUAAGAGAUUCCACGAAAUUCCCUCUCUAGAGUCUAGACAGAACUGCAUUUCCGAAACACAGAACCAAUUAACCCAACAUAUCCUCUACUGAGUACAUCUAGUUCCCCUUCCCAAACUUAAAUUCAUUUAAAUACGUAUCAUAAAUCCAAAACCAAAGCAAAAACCUAAAAAUAUCCCAAAAACCCUGUAAGCUUACCAAAACCAAUAGAAUAACCAAUCUAAAUUGGAAUUACAAACGAUCAAAGAAUUACUAUAUGAUGGAAAACAUAGUGAUGGAGAAUAAUGAAUAAUGAAAAUUGAAUUGAAAUUGAAAGAAGAAAUAUACAAUUAAAUCUUUAUUAACGGGAAGGCAGAGUAAAUGAGCCCAGAAUCGCGUUGGUAAAUUAAAUGUCUCCGAAGGACCGCAUUUCAUUCUAACCGACGUAGCACGAGACAACGGAAUUUUGAAAUUUGAAUGGUUGCGAGCAAUAAUAUCUGCGUGUUGAUGAAUUGCAUGAUUUUUUGGUGAUGCAAACGAUGAUCGAACGAGCUAUUGUACGAGAGCCUAGGCAGCGGGCAAGAGUUCGUUCCUUCAACGCAUUGAGAACAGCGAUCCUAUAUACAGUCUAACUUUCGGUAUUGAUUUCACUCGUUUUGUAAUUUGUUUUAGCUAUCGAAAUGCGAAUACUCAAAGUUAAAACACUGUAAGACACCAGAAAGCAAUUCACAAACAAGAUCACAAACAAAUAUAUGAUCGAGGGAGAGACAAACAAUUACUCGAUAUUUACCAAUAACAAUGAACAUCACUAGACCCUGUAACACAUAACAUGCCGGUGCAUGGGUAAUUAUGUGCUUGCUUAAGUAUAGAGUGCACAAAACAUACUAGAUCACAGACCACAACAACCAAAACAUAUAAACCAAGGAGCUUUAUACAGAUAUAUACUAUAUAUAUGAUCGAGUUGGGCGAUAUCCGAGCAACUCAACGUUUCGUAUAUCUGUAAACCACAAAAUCCACACAAACACUCAAGUCCAGACAGAAAGUAUGACUAUUGUUCUAUACAAGGAUAUAAUCUUGCAGUAUGUUACUGUCCGCUAACUUUCCAAGCACACAAUUUCUGCCACAAAACAAGAUAUACAAGCACUAAAAAUCUUAAAAAUUACCACUGCCUGGGAACUGAACACGGAAGUGUAAGGGACCAGAUGGAGUAUAUAAUUCGAAAUAGCCUUCUAGAAGUAUGAUUUUUGAGAAAAGGCGGCCAAAAUACUCCACUUAGUCCUUGCAAUACUUCUCAUAACAGAUCCCAAUGGCGAAAAAAAAUAUUAAAGUCAGCAAUACCUACUUUGACAAAUUUCACACUAACUUUUCUUUCCACUCCGAAGCAAAGAAAACGUUCGAAAUGAAAUUAGCUUUAUAAUUUUUAAGUUACAGUUAUUCUGCUUCUAAUUGUAAAUCUUGUGCAAUGUAAACAAUCAGAAUUUUUCUUUGAAUAUAAACAAAAUGAAAACAACAAUACAUAAGCAAUCGAACAUAUAGAUCACAGUAAAGAAUAAAAAUAUGUCAAAAAUAAAUAACGGAAGGUAAUCGAAAGGUACGAUUAGUAAAUAACUAUGUCAUUCAAAUUAGACUAGGCUACACAAAAAAUACCAUAAACUGUAUGUAUUUGAGGACUCUCUCCGAAGAGCUACAAGAAAUCGAUUGGACAAGCUUGCAAUAGUUUUACACGAAAUCAUUUAAUAUAAUGGGAAUGACAAGCAAAUCGAAGAACCGAAAAUAUUGAAUGGAAAUCAUUUUUUGUUUAGUUCUUUCCUAAUUUCUCUAGCAAAAAAAUAUACUCAGAGAUUUUGUAUGACAUACUGUACAAAUUUCUGAUUAAACUUACUACAUUUUCGGUUAAUUUAUUUUUGAAUGGCUUGAAUUAGGACGAAUAAGAUUUAGCUUUUGAUAAACGAUUGAAAGUGUAAAAUAAAAUGAGAACUUGAAAUAUUUUGAAAGGUGAAAUUCUUUUUAAAUUUUGUUGAGUGCCCACAAGAUGUCAAAAGCCAGUAGGAAAGCAAGUGGGUUUUUCUUAAUCUUUUGAUACAAAUAUUUUUUAUUUUGUAUACUUUUCCGAUACUUACGAAUGUCAGUGAGAACUCUUAACGAUAGAUUUCAAUCCUAAUGCUUAAGAAAAUGUAACAAAUAAUAAUAGUGAACAUAGAAAACAAGCUGCCAGCAUGAAAAAUAAAAACAAUAACUAAUUUUAAAUAUUUUAUACAUUUCCAUCAAUUGUGCUUAUUUAAUGCAAAACAAAAUGAAUGAAAAGAGGAAACCCAACUGAAAUAGCUGAUGAAAGUUUUCCAAUAGCAAUCAAUAACUGGAUCAUGUUCGACACUCACAUAGCUGAUGUUGGAUACUAGUUUUCAUAUAAGCAAUUUUUAAAGAAGAUGUCACCACAGUAAUAAAUAUAUAGGAAAUAGUAAGGCUCUAUAGGCUGCAAAAAUUAAUCGAAAGAAUUGUUCACAGCCAGGCUUCUGAGCAAGUUGAUUGAGAUGGAACUAAUAAAGUUUAAUGCAUAAAACGAAAGUUUGGAGGACGAUUAGUUCAUCAAACAUGACACACAAGUAUACAUAUAUGUAAUAUGCGUACAUAUAUUAUAUAUAUGUGCACUCUCAAAGGCGUAUAUAUAUACAUAUAUAUAUCUAUAUGAGUAUGUAUGUGCGGGCAUAUAUGUAUGUAUACUUCUUUUUAACACUGACAAAAAAGUAUAUAUAUGGAUACAUCGCAUACUAUGUAAUAAAAUAAAAAUAAAAUAUUUGAAGCAAAUGAUGAAAAUUUUUCCUACAACUAGUUGCAUUUAAAUGAAUUUUAAAAAAAUAUACAUAAAAGGAUAUAUUUAUUAAAAACUAAAAACCAAAAAAAAAAAAAAACAAAGAAAACAAAAUAAAUAAAACACAAAUCCAAAAUCCUUUCUCUACUGAAUAAAAACACAUUACACUUUAAAUUAAUAUUAAACUAGUCAUUUAAAUGGGGUUCAAUGAAUACCAAGCAAGAUCAAGCAAAAUGAAAUUGUAACCUAGUAAAUAUUUAAAUUAAAAUAAUUUUAAAAAGUGAAAAAGAAACAAAGAAAUAGCAAAAAAUAAAGCGCUGAUUUUUUAUGUCGUUAUUAGUAUUUAAAUUUAAAUAAUUGCAUAUACAUAAUACAUAAUUAAAUGAAAAACAAAAAAAAAA
Molecule: messenger RNA, 8212 nt
Organism: Drosophila ananassae
Lineage: Eukaryota; Metazoa; Arthropoda; Insecta; Diptera; Drosophilidae
Gene: nAChRalpha5
Product: neuronal acetylcholine receptor subunit alpha-7
Exons: 13
Coding region: 1768-4137 (789 amino acids)
Biological process (GO): regulation of membrane potential; monoatomic ion transmembrane transport; chemical synaptic transmission
Cellular component (GO): postsynaptic membrane; neuron projection; synapse
Molecular function (GO): transmembrane signaling receptor activity; acetylcholine-gated monoatomic cation-selective channel activity
Source: RefSeq, a predicted model, not a curated record